Messenger RNA from Ostrea edulis (European flat oyster), 7767 nucleotides. RefSeq names its product histone lysine demethylase PHF8-like. The coding region runs from base 18 to 2774 and encodes 918 amino acids. The transcript has 22 exons. Gene Ontology annotation, biological process: regulation of transcription by RNA polymerase II; protein demethylation. The record is from RefSeq and is a predicted model, not a curated record. Lineage: Eukaryota; Metazoa; Mollusca; Bivalvia; Ostreida; Ostreidae. Gene Ontology annotation, molecular function: transcription coregulator activity; histone demethylase activity.
GUCCCGCAAUUUUCAACAUGGCGUCAGAUGAAGAAACGGUGUACUGUUUAUGUCGAAAACCUUACGAUGAAAACGAGUUUAUGAUUGAAUGCGAUGUUUGCAAGGACUGGUUUCACGGAAGUUGUGUCGGCGUACAAGAAUACCAAGCCUCGGACAUUGAGAUCUAUCAUUGCCCUAAUUGUCAACUGACGCAUGGACCGCUAGUGUUGAAAAAGCGAAGAAACUGGCACCGUCAUGAUUACUCUGAACAGGACGAUUCAGGGAAGGCUGUCCAAACAGGAACUGUUGUAUUCAUCAAAGAGUUAAAAAACAGAACAUUUCCAAGUGCGGAUGAGAUUCCUAUAGCACGGCUACACGGGAGCGAGCUGAAUAUAGAAUACUUUAAGAAGCACGGUUUUAAUGUCCCGAUAGUCGUGGAGAGGAAGGAAGGUCUAGGCCUGGUUGUUCCCCCUGCUCAGUUCUCUAUACAGGACGUAGAGAAUUAUGUCGGCUCAAUGAGAGAGAUAGAUGUUAUUGAUGUAGCAAAGCAGGAGGAUUAUAAGAUGUUGAUGAGGGAAUGGACUGAAUACUACAAUAGCCCAAACAGACACAAGGUGUAUAAUGUAAUCAGUCUGGAGUUCUCCAAUACAAAAUUGUCAGAUCUUGUUUCUCCACCGACAAUUGUGAAGGAUCUUAGUUGGGUCAGCAAUCAUUUCCCUGAACAGCUUCCUGAUGAUUGCACCUACACGCGACCAGAAGUCCAAAAGUACUGUCUAAUGGGUGUGCGUGACAGCUUCACCGACUUCCAUGUCGACUUUGGCGGCACGUCUGUGUGGUAUCACAUACUCAGGGGGGAGAAGAUCUUUUAUCUGGUGCGACCCACGCAAGCCAACCUGUCUCUGUACGAAUCUUGGGUGUCGUCGUCCAAUCAGAGCGAGACUUUUUUCGGAGACCAGGUGGAUGUGUGCUUCAAGUGCGUCAUUAAGCAGGGGCAGACCUUGUUCAUUCCCACCGGCUGGAUCCACGCGGUCUUCACACCGAUCGACUCACUGGUGUUUGGCGGGAACUUCUUGCAUGACUUCAACAUUUCAUUACAACUUCAAGUUUAUGACAUAGAGAGAAGAAUCAAGACUCCAUCAAAGUAUUUAUUUCCAAGUUUUGAGACGACCCACUGGUAUGCAGCCAAACAUGUCUUGGAUAUCAUCAAAGAUUAUGUUGAAGACGCCAGACAACCUCCUGAUUACUUACUGACAGGGGCCAAGUCCCUCACCAUGCACCUCAAAUCAUGGACGCAACGCAAAGAUUUAAACAACUCUUAUCUCUUUCUUAAAGAUGCCAAACACGACGUACCUGAGCAUCUAAAUUAUGGCCGCCUUCUUAAAGAUCUGCAGAAGGAGAUCCGUGCCUUUGACAGUUCUCCCAAAGUCAGUCCUGUAAAGCUGAGAACCAAAGGUGACAAGUUACAGGUGGAGAAAGUACGAGGGGAGAAAAAAAAAAAGAAGAAAAACCUGCCGACGAAGAAACAGAUGAAAAACAUUGAUCUUCUACACCAGCACACCACGGAAGCAUUACUAGCCAUGGAUGAGGAACGAAAACAGUCAUACUCACUGACGGACGAUGACACAAAUUCGGCUUCCCUAAAGGUGAGGAUUCCUAAGGCGGGGGCUUACCUUGACUCCUCAAUAAAACGGGAGAGAUUUGUGAAGGUGGAUCCAGACAUUAAACAGGAAACAGAUGAUCCAGGAACAGGGCUCAAACUGAAGGUGUCAAAAGGCAAAAUUAUCAGUGAGAAACGUGAAAAAUUAGAACACUCCAGUCACAGUGGUGGAAAUGAGGAAAAUGACAGCGACACAGAUAAUCUAGUGGUGGAUGAGAAUCCGAGGCGAAACAAACGUCCAAUGGGGUCCCCAUCCUCAGCAUCCACCAUGAAACCCGGCUCACUCAAGCUCAAACUAUCUUUUGCUGGCAAGACACUACCUCCAGACAACAUCGCAGCUCAAGAGAGCUCACAGGAGUCGGAGACCACCACCAGCCAAAGCGAAGUAGACGAGUCAUCAGGGAUUCCACGCGCAAACCUUCCCACAAUUCAGGGAGGGCUCAACUGCAGCAUUUCAGACAUUUUAGAAGCAAGUGGAUACGGAACAGAAACCGACUUCAUUGUGGACAAUGAGCGGACAUCCUCUCCAAGCAUGCGGGAUGCCAUUCAGGGCAUGUUGACGAUGAGUCGGAUGGGGGAGGGACACCAGUUAUUUCGUAAUAAGAGGUCAGCUCACAGACUCCAGCAUAGAAAUCAGAUGAUAAUGGAGGAAGAAGCCAAACUAGAGCAGUGCUAUAAAGAUGAGGAAUUCAUAUACCCUGGUCUGGAUUUGUCUGAUGAAGAAAUGGAACAGAUCCGGAACAACAAAGGCUCCAGAGAUGACAACUGGAACCCUAAAGCCCGAGUCCAUGUGUCAGGUGUGAAAGGUGAGAGGCCUCACAGAGAGGGUGUCAAGAAGGAAGCAAUAGAACAGGUCCUAGCGGCUGCCGCAGCCAAACCUGUGCCAUCUAAGCCAAAGAAGCCACGAAAACGAUUAAAAUCUGAAAGUUUCUCCGAGUCUGACGCCAGCAACACUCCAGGAACAGCCUUGUCCUCAUCUGCCCCAGGCUCAGCAUUCCGUCCAAACCUAGUCAAACCAGUUUGUCCUCAGGGAGAGAUGUCAAGCCCUAUCAAAGCCAAAAAACCAAAAAAGGGGCUAGCUACAGCUAAGCAGAGACUCGGGAAGAUUCUGAAAAUCAACAAACUGGGCAUGUUUUGAUGUCUGAGUCUGUGGAGAGCAUUGAAACCUCUAUUUCAUAUGUUACCAGUGUUACACUGCUUGAAUAAUCCAAUGUACCUUAUUUAUGACACUCCAUGUCCAAGAAUGGAAAGAGAAGAAUUUCUUUGUGGUUAUUGAGAAACAAAAAUCUGUGGUUGAUAUCAAGUUUUGUUUGUACAUAGAGGGAGUCAAUCUCCUUAUUUAGGGUUUGUACCACUGUUAAAAAAAUUCUCAUGACAAAAAUCAAGGUUCAGAAAUACUUUUAUUUUGGAUUUGUGUAAGCAAAGAAAAAUGGAAAUAUUUUUUUUAAGAUUAUACAAUGUUUGCGUGUUACAAUAUGAAUGAUUGAAUAGUCAUCAGAAUGAAGACUGUUUUACUUGAUAUGCGGUCGUUGUUAUACAGACAGAGAAAUCACAUGUUCUAAUUAUAGUCGUGGGCUUUAAGUGAUACAGGCCCUCAUUGUUAUUUCUGCUGUGCAGAUAUAUUCCCUGCAAUAAUAGGAUCUCAGGUCGUCCAUCAAACCGCAAAACUCUCAAAAUCUACACACAGUCCAUCAAACCGCGAAACUCUCAAAAUCUACUCACAGUCCAUCAAACUGCAAAACUCUCAAAUUCUACACACAGUCCAUCAAACCGUAAAACUAUCAAAAUCUACACACAGUCCAUCAAACCGCAAAACUCUCAAAAUCUAAACACAGUCCAUCAAACCGCAAAACUCUCAAAAUCUAAACACAGUUCAUCAAACCGCAAAACUCUCAAAAUCUACACACAGUCCAUCAAACUGCAAAACUCUCAAAUUCUACACACAGUUCAUCAAACCGUAAAACUCUCAAAUUCUACACACAGUUCAUCAAACCGUAAAACUCUCAAAUUCUACACACAGUUCAUCAAACCGUAAAAAUUUCAGAUUAUACACACUGUCCAUCAAACCGUGAAACUCUCUAAUUUUACACACAGUCCAUCAGCUUUCAUUUAGCUACCAUAUUUUGACAGAGAAAGCCAUGCUGUUUAAGUCAUCAUUCAUUAUGAAUUAUAGAAUUAGAAAUAAGUUAUUACAAAUUUUAAAAUUUUCAUUGCCCAAUUAAAUAUAUUGAUAUCCGGGUUAAUAUAUUGAGAUCGGGGAUUUAGAUUGUAGAUUUAAGGUUUAACUUCUUAGUAACUGUAGUAAACAUUAUCCUGAACAGCUGCUUUCUUCUACAUUUCAAUGUUUCUGUGACAUUACAAAAUAAACAGCUUUGAUUCUGGUUACAAGAUGAAAUGACCUUGUUUUAGAUAACAAGAUUAAGUGACCUUGAUUUAAAUUAUAAAAUGACCUGUUUUAGAUAACAAGAUUAAAUUACCUUGAUUUAAAUUAUAAGUUAAAAUGACCUUGCUUUAAGUAACAGGAUUAAAUGACCUUGAUGUAGGUUACAAGAUGAAAUGACCCUGAUUUUAGGUACAGAUUGAAAUGAAGAGUGAUGUUGAAUAAUCAGUUGAUACCAGUACUACACAGUUAUCCAUUAUUUGCUACAGCAGCAACUAACAAAUAUCUGUCUCCCCAUGACAAUUGUACCCUGUAUUGUUGGGGGUAGAAUUUUGAUGUUAGAUAUAGGGACUACAUGAAGGUACUGACAACAUCAAGGUAGAGAGCCCCAGGGGUAAGGGUAGAAAGCCUUGGGGGUGAGGAUAGAGAGCCCCUGGGGGUAAGAGUAGAAAGCUUUGGAGUAAUUAUAGAGAGCUUGCGGGUAAGGGUAGAGAACCCCUGGGGUAAGGGUAUAAAGCCUUGGAGUAAUUAUAGAGAGCCCGCGGGUAAGGGUAGAAAGCUUUGGGGGUAAGGAUAGAGAACCCCGGGGGUAAGGGUAUAAAGCCUUGGAGGUAAUUAUAGAAACCCUUGGGGUAAGACUGACAGUUGCAAUGAUCCUUCAAUCUUGUAAAUCUCACAUUGUUCUGUCAUAAUCCCCGCUCUACAUGUUCAGUUGCACAAAGUCAUUCUGAAGACCAGAAAUGUGACGCUCGUCGGAUUGUGGGUAUGAGGAAGACAUUUUUUGAGUUCUGCUGCUAGCUGAUGUGUGUGGUUGGCAAUAUUAUAUAGGAAUGAUUUUAUGUGCUAUACCAAUUUUAACACUGAUUUUCAUGUGUUCUUAUUUUACUGUCGAUGGAAUUUGUGAGUGAUUUCAUGUGGUGUACAGAUUUCAUCAAUGACCUCUAUUUGUGGUUAGAUGUAUGUUUAGUUGAUGCGAUUUUGACAUAUAAAACUAACUGUUGCCCAGUCACAAAGAUCUGAUUACAUAGUUUUGAUUGUUGUUAGAUAAGAGUGACUUACAGACUACAGUAAACAAGAUAUGUGAUAAAACAUGGUAAAGAACACAUUUAUGGUGAAGGUUUUUAUUAGGAAGAUCAUCGUUACAACAAAUUGAAACGGACAUCUAACAUUUUCUAUAGCACAUCUGCUCCAAGUGUUUGUAGAAGUAAAAUUAAGUUCACAGUCGAUAAAUUUCCUCCUCAAUCACAAUGAAUCAUAUGUAUCUAGCAAAUAUUUUUGUAUGUAUAUUUUUGUUUUGACUGCAAUAUCAGGGUUAAUGUACACAUUCUAUAUCAGAAAUCAACAGCACUAACAACAACCACAAAACCCAUUUUUUUUACAGUUUGCUAUAGCAUGUAACCCAUUUUAUGGGGAAAGGUUUUUUUUUUGUAACAGAAAAUGAAAUUUGCUGAAAUGUACUAAAGAAUAAUGUGUCCUAAAAAGUAAGGCAUUGAAAGCAUAGUAAACUGAAAACGUGCUUGUUUGACAACAGAAUAUGUAAUUAAGUAUGAAACUAGGCUAAACACUGUAAUGUUUUAUUCAUUAAUUAUAGAAGUUAUCAAAAACUCAAGAAGUGCAUAAAUUCUGAAUCAAUAACUUCAAGGGGGGACAAUUGGUGUCUAAAAUAAAUAGAAUGUCAAAAUGUGGGGCUAUGAUGCAGAGCAAUUGUUAAAGGUCUUUUGUGUGGGAAGGGAAAUUAUUUUUCUAAAAACUGGCACCAAGACAGGUUCUAUUUUUUGUGUAAUCUGUCAUUUAAGUUCCUGUUUACACUAAAAAGUUAAAUUAACUCGGGUAAUGUUUGGUUCACACAUUAUGCGUUAAGUCUGGGUUUACUCAAUCCACUCAAAUCUAAGGUAGCUAGUUGACUCACUUAGUAUGAUAAAUCAGGAGUCGAAUUAAAUUUAAAGUGGGUGAUUUUGAAUCCACUUUGAGCAAUAUUUGGUAAGUUGACUUGUUUGAUCUUGCAGUUUGAAGACAAUGUGGGGGUAAAUCGCAUUUGUUUCAACUGAAUAUUAAUGGUGUCAUUUUGUGAAUGAAGGGAACUGAAGUUUUUUUGUGAGUUAAGUUAAUAGAAAUAAACUUGCACCAUUGUGAACUGACCAUAUCACAUACGGAAGGCAGAAUAAUGAGUUUGUAAGAUUUUUGUGUUUACCGAUUGGAAAACUAGAGAGGCAUGGGAAGAAGAAAAAAAAUGUAUGCAAACACAAUAUGAUGGUUGUAUAUAUGAAGCACAAAGUAAACUGCUGAAUUGUCAGUGAAUGUUAUUUAUUUGUAGAUUUUUCAUUCAAUAUUGCUAACUUAUUUGUUUUAUUGGAAAUAGAAUAUGUAACAUAUUUUAUUUAUAGACUGUUAAAAGUGAUAUUAUGAUCCCUGUAUAUUAUACAGUUUUCAUGUGUACAUAUUUAUAAAUGAAUCAUUAUUUUUAUUUAAAAGAAAUCAAAAUAUUUUUUUAAGAUUGUGCCUUGUGUUUAAUAUAUUCAGUGGUUUUUUGUUGUUUUUUUUAAAUUUUUCCCUGUGUUGAUAUAAGAAUGUACAACCAUCUAGGACACAUUCUGUGGAACAAUUGAAACGAAAAAAAAUCAAUCACUUUGUAAGUACUUUAUGAAGUUUGCAAGCUUAAAGUGUUGCAGUUCAUACCAUCAUGUAUUUUCUGGAAAUUUAUUUCUUAUAUUUACAUUCUACUUUCAUUUUUGUCAUAAUCCCCAGAUGUUAAAAUAGACGCACUAUUUUUUAUCAAGAUUCAUACCCACAUUGUUCACAACUACAUCACAUGAGGAUAUGGUUAUUGUUAUAACUGGUAAUGAUAUCAAUGGCUAGGACAUUAUAAAUGUACAUACAUGCAGGUGAUGAUUCUGUUUAAUUUAUACUAGGUGUUAUAACAUAUUCAUCAAGAAUGUUCACAAUGUAUGAUGUAAAACUGUGUAAGUUGUUUAGUAUUUUCAUAGAAUGUCUGAUAAGCUGUGUGCUUAUAAUGGCGAGUUCCUCUGGUCUCUUAAUUUAUGUAGUAUUAAUUAAGUACAAUUAACUGAAAUCAACUAAAUAUCUCUAAACCUAUUGAAUACACAGACAAAUUAACAUGUAUUGAAUCUCCAAAACAGAAAGAAUUAACGACUCGAACACUAUUGAAUACACACUGUCAGAUAUGAUUAAAUUAACGACUCGAACACUAUUGAGUUGAUGUUAAAAGUAUGUUAGAGCCAUUCAUAUUGUAAUUUAGCAUCUCGUUAAAUGUAACGCAAUUGUUAUUAAUUAUAUAGAUAUACAAACUGUGUUGAUUACUGUCUGUAUCAUAGGAUCUAUGCUGUAAGCCUGCGUAAUGAAUCUUCCAGUCGUGCAUUUUCCUUUCAUUUCCAAUCUUUGUCGAUUUCUGAUCCUUAUCAAUUUCUAAUCUUUGUCAAUUUCCGGUCUUUGUCAAUUUCUGACUCUCUGCCAUGUGUUUGGUAUGUUCAUGAUUAUAUAAUGGUACUAUGUACUAUCAAUUCAUUUUAGUAAACAUAUAUUUGUUUCUCUAGUUUUCAUUGACAAAAUUGAAUUCACUACUCAUUACAUUUUCCCCCGUGAUGGGUAGCUUUAACACGGAAAUAAAGAAUGAAAUUGACAGGUCUAUGUGCUUACCAGUUUUAUGUACAUUGUGUAAACUUUAUCAAGGCAGCUGUGUGAUACACAUUGUAUAUAUAUAUACAUACGGUGUAAAUAAACCUCGGAGAAUGUA